Closterium sp. NIES-65 is the source of this 2010-nucleotide messenger RNA. NCBI's taxonomy places the organism in Eukaryota, Viridiplantae, Streptophyta, Zygnematophyceae, Desmidiales, Closteriaceae. The record is from the annotation of a GenBank genome assembly.
AUGGCUUCUCCGCGCGUAUACUUCCCCGCUUCAUCUCCGCGCAGCUUCGCGCCAACCACCCCCACUAGCCAGCUUCUAGGGGACUCCUCCGUAACCCAAGGAUCAGGAGGUGGCAGUUCGGUGGGGUUAGAGGAGCUUCAAGAUGCGUACUUGUCGGAGCUGCUCUCCUACAGCCUGGAUCGAUUGAACAAGGAACCAGAGCUGCUGCGCGCCGAUGCGGAGAGGGUGCAGCGGCAGAUGCAGGAGGUGGCGGUGGCGCAUUACCGCGCGUUCAUCACCGCCGCUGACGCCAUCCGGUCCAUCCACCGCGAGAUCAACUCCGUCGAUCAACACCUGGGGUCUCUGGUGUCGGGGAUCCCUAAGCUAACCACCGGGUGCAAUGAGUUUCUGGAAGAGGCUCAGGGGGUGAUGGAGAAGAGACGGCUGAACAAGACAAUGCUUGCCACCCACCCCACGCUCAUGGACCUUCUAGAGAUCCCACAGCUCAUGGACACCUGUGUGCGCAACGGCAACUACGACGAGGCCUUGGACCUGGAGGCGUUCGUUGCGAAGCUCGCCACCACGCAUGCCAAGCUGCCUGUGAUUCAGCAGCUGGCGGUGGAAGUGAGGCACACCACGCAGGCCAUGCUAUCACAGCUGCUGCUUCGACUGCGCUCCAACAUCCAGCUGCCCGAGUGUCUGCGUGUGAUUGGCUAUCUACGGCGCCUGGCGGUUUUCUCUGAAACAGAGAUGCGACUUCAGCCCUCUCCUCCUGUCUGUCUACCUCCUCCUCCCCACCUCUCGUACCCUUUCUUCCCGCGCUCCCCGUCCUUCUCUCCCCCCUUUCAGUUCCUGCGGUGCAGGGAGGCGUGGCUGGGGGAGGUGGUAUCUGAGCUGGACCCGGCCUCCCCCUACGACUAUCUGAAGCGCCUCACCGACUGCCACCGCGUGCACCUCUUUGACGUCGCCACGCAGUACCACGCCAUCUUCGCCCACCACUCCUCCUCAUCCCCAGAUUCAUCGAACCUGGACGAGGAUUCGGCCGCGCUCGCGGCUCUGCUAGGGGACGGGGGAUACUGUGGCAUGAGUCUUGGCCGAGUGGGGCUGGACCUCAGAGGCCUCUGUCGAGUUGACCCAAAAUACUGUGGCAUGAGUCUCGGUCGAGUGGGGCUGGACCUCAGAGGCCUCCUGCCUCCCCUCUUUGAAUCGUGUGUGCUGCGGAUGUUUCAGCGCAACAUCUCCUUUGCGGUUGACUCCUUCCAUCAUGUGUUGGAGACGCACAGAUGGGUACCUCUCCCCUCCAUGGGCUCCGCUGCUCGCAUGGGCCUGGGAGGUGAAUCCCUUGAUGACGUGGCGCCACCCUAUUCGCUCAUGGAGCACCCACCACUGGCCGCCUUCGUGAAUGGCAUACUGGCAGCGCUGAACGAGUUAAGGCACUGUGCGCCAACCUCCCUGAAGCAGCAGCUGGCAGGGGAGGUGGAGCGGGCGCUGGCAGUGGUGGCGGGGUCACUGGGGCGCUACAGUCACACGCACAUAGUCAAGGACUCCGAGGCUGCUCUCUUUAUUAGCACGUGCAAGGCGUUUGUCGAGGUGGUGUGCCCCUACGUGGCUGUGUGCUUCUCCCGCUGCUACGGCUCCCCUGCCACUCUCGUUUCCACACAAGCAGCCUGCGAGCCUGUGAAGCAACUCAUUCUUGCCUCCAUGCCACCUGCUGCCGCUGCCGAUGCUGAUGCCGAUGCUGCUGGGGUGGAUGAGGGGCAGGAGGGGGGGGAGGCGGCAGAGGGAAGGAGAGGAGAUGGGGAGGCUGGGGAAGGAGAGGGGGGUAAAGGGGAGGAGAAGGUGGGUGAGGGUGUGAGGGAUGGUAGUGGAGGUGAAAAUGUUUCCACUGAUGGUGAUAUGGCGCCUGAUGGCCAAUCAGUAGCAGGAGGGGGAAGUAGAGGAGAGGGGGGAGCAGCAGGAGGUGAAGGGACAUCCGUGCAAGAGUUGAAAGCAGCCGCACCUGUAGGUACAGGAGCAGAUGAGACGAGAUGA